CUCCCAUCACCGAAAAUCAUCGAGAAUGCCAUCCUCAUAAUGCCAAACGAUCUAUCCAAUCAUCAGAAGAAAUCAGGCAUUCGCACAUCUCUCGCCUGUCAGCCAUGUCGAUACAAGCAUUUACGCUGCGAUGCACGCAAACCCGCCUGUUCCCCCUGCACCGCUGACAGAAAGCAGUGCGUCUAUCCGCAUUCCCGGCGGCGGGGGAACAAGAGUGCGCCGCAGUCUACACCAACGCUUACGGUGGGAAAUGAGUCGACAGAGAGCCGUGUUGAGGCCCCAUCACGUUCGGUGACUUCUAGGAGUAGUGAUAUCAGCGGACAGAGCGAGAAUGCUGAUCAGCUUCUGGCACUUUAUUAUGUCUUCUUCCAUGCGGCCCAUCCGUGUGUUCUUCCAUGUCAGUUCUUGAAGUUGCGGCAAAUGGAGGAUGCUAUACAGCCGCUCCUGCUGGUGAUGCAGUAUAUUGGCUCUAUUUUCGCAUCAUCAAUACCCGAAGGGCAAUAUGAAGACAAAGUCCAAAGAGCAUUAAUCGACAUUCAAAUGAGAAACUGUCCCAUUACUGGAUUCGAUGUACAAGCCGUGCUUCUCUACGCGAUUGCCAUAUAUUGGUGUAACGAUACCGACCGUGGUACGGAUAUUCCUGUAUCCAGAACUCUGCAACAGUAUGACAACCGGGAGUUCAUGGCGGAUGAAAUGGAAUUCUCCUCUUAUGCAGAGCUCAUCGGGCUGACCAGGGGCAUUGAUAUGGCUCUGUCGUCUAGUUCUUCUAAUAUACAGAUCUACAAUUCCAUGUGUGCAAAGUCUGACACCAGCAUGGCAGCAUGGCAUUCUCUUCUCCCUUCGUCUAAAAGAUCUUUGAUCCGGCCAGAUGGCUCCCUAGAUGAAGUCAUGUUCAAAGCGCAGUUUAUCAUGCAUACCCCGAUUGAAUCAGUAUCAAGAUGCGCCCCUCUCGCUCCAUCGGACAAUCUGCGCAGUUCCAGCACAUCCGAAUGCCAGCUGCACACGGUGAAAUGCUUAUGGGCGAUUGACCAUCUUGACCAACUAUUGACACUGCCUACCAAUAUCACCACCCACUCCCCAUUUAUCAUAUGCAUGAUUGCCAAUGCUACCAUCGCGCAUUUAGCUGCUUGCCGUUUUGUCUAUCAUGGGGAAAAACUACGCAUCGCCCGCGAGAAAAUCCGGUUAACUAUGGGCACGUUAAAGGUCCUCAGCGAAUACUGGCUGUUGGGAAAACGAACAUAUCGGGAAAUCGGCAUCAUCGCAAGGGAGAUACUGUCUAUAACGUAGAAUACAGCGGCUGAAUCAUUGGACAUUCAACAGCAAUCUAUCGAAUUUCCUCUGUUGGAGCCAUUCCCAGACAACUUUGACUUUUGUAC
Molecule: messenger RNA, 1376 nt
Organism: Aspergillus wentii DTO 134E9
Lineage: Eukaryota; Fungi; Ascomycota; Eurotiomycetes; Eurotiales; Aspergillaceae
Product: putative C6 transcription factor
Exons: 3
Coding region: 40-1287 (415 amino acids)
Biological process (GO): regulation of DNA-templated transcription
Molecular function (GO): DNA-binding transcription factor activity, RNA polymerase II-specific; zinc ion binding
Source: RefSeq, a predicted model, not a curated record